Messenger RNA from Drosophila ananassae, 1786 nucleotides. It is a transcript of the gene Adk3, whose product is annotated as adenosine kinase. The transcript has 3 exons. Gene Ontology annotation, cellular component: cytosol; nucleus. The coding region runs from base 499 to 1596 and encodes 365 amino acids. Gene Ontology annotation, molecular function: adenosine kinase activity. Lineage: Eukaryota; Metazoa; Arthropoda; Insecta; Diptera; Drosophilidae. The record is from RefSeq and is a predicted model, not a curated record. Gene Ontology annotation, biological process: purine ribonucleoside salvage.
CACACUAAGCUAAGUGUUUUAUGUAAUAAGCGUUGUAAUUAGACGGCAUAAAUCAAACAAUAAAGUCAUUAUUGAUAAGUGGAUGACAUUUUAAAGUGAACUUGCAGUCAUUAGAUCCGUUAGCCAACACAGACGGAAGACAACCACCACCGCUCGCCAAAAGCUCAAUGUUCUUGAAAGUCCCCAUCAAAGUCAAAGAAGUCAACAAAGAACAAGAUGCGAAGAUACUGCCCAAAAGCAACUAACAAAUAUUGCUUGUAAGCCUCACACACAGAAAAAGAAGUUGGCCCGAUAUAAUUGCCAGAAAUGGGCCAGUUGGGAAAAAACUCGCCGGCGCGAGCGAGAUAAAAACACGCCGAGAAACCGGCUCGGACAAUCAGUUGGUUGUAGGCAGACGGAAGUGGUGGAUGUGGUCGUAGUAGCUACGGAUCUGUCAGCUUCACACCUCGCGUAAUUAGAACGCUAAAAGUCCCGUCUGGUCGUUAGUUUUUGCAUACAAUGGAGUACCUGGGCUACGUCUAUGAGAAAAUUUUCGGGGGCAAUCCACCCACCGACGACACGCAAGGGGCUUUCCACACACCGCGAAAAGUGAUUUGCUUCGGCAAUGUUCUGCUGGACCGUCUGGUGAAGCUGGAGGACCCGGAGCUCCUGGAACGUUAUGACCUGAAACUAGGCUCCAAGGGGGAGCUGGACAUGGAAAUACUCAAUCAACUGGCCCAAGAGGCUUCUGCCAGUUCUCAGUGCCUUACGAAUCCUGGUGGUUCUGCCCUCAACACAGCCCGCAUCCUCAAGCAGCUGGGCACAGAUGCGCUGUUCUUUGGAGCUGUAGGGGCGGACGAAUCUGCCGAGGAGCUGCGCCAGAUCCUGCGAGAGCGGGGCAUCGAAGCCUGCCUCCAGACCGUCGAGACCGCGCACACUGGCCAGUGUGUGGCUCUCAUGUACAAGGAUAACCCCACUCUGUAUGCCAAUAUUGGGGCCUCGGCGGAGUUUGCUCUGGAAACGCUCAGCCAUGCUGUAAGCCACGAUGGCCAGAGUUUCUUGCGACCAGUGGAACGUAAACAGAUCCUCUACGUGGAGGGCUUCUUUGUGCCUCAGAGGGGAGAUGUGUGCGAAUAUAUUGUGCAGCAACUGGUGAGGGAGCGACGGCGGCUGGCUCUCAAUCUGAGUGCCCCCUACAUAGUUCGAAAGAACUCCCAUGUCAUGCUGAAGUUGGCCCGCCUCGCCUUCUUUGUUUUCGGCAACCAGCAGGAGUUCGAGGCCCUGGCCGAGGCAACGGGCCACAAUAGUAUCGACAAACUAGCCGAGGAAUUGUUCAGCGGAGGCGGCACCAAGGUUCUGUUCAUCACAAAAGGAAGUGCCGGCGUCCAAGUGAUCACCAACUAUGUGACGGAGUUGGGAUCCCCUGGCCCGAUCACUUUCGAAGACUACAGGGCACCACGUGUGGAGCAUCUGGUGGACGCCACGGGAGCAGGCGAUGCCUUUGUGGCCGGGUUCCUGCACGCCUGGCUGGAGAAACGCUCGCUGGGCGAGUGCGUCCGCAUGGCCUCGGACGUGGCUGCAAAGGUCGUUACCCAGGUGGGCUGUAAUCUGCCCUAAUCCGCCUCAUCCGAAUCUCAAGUCGCGCACAAAAUAGCACCAAAGUAGACUACUUAGCUUGUAGAUAUUCGCAAUCUCCACAAACCCUGGGGGUUGCACCCGCCACUCAAAUGAAUCUUUGUUUCUUUUUUUCAGCAAUGAGCUUAGUCAAUAUUAUGAAUAAAUAAAAUUGUUUAUCUAUUCACGAAAA